ACCCAGAGAGCGCAUCAGUCUCAGGACGAGCUCGGGUGUCGAUGCAAAUGUUUACCGGACGGUUCCGGUCCCCCGUUUCAUUUUAGACACCAAAAACGACCAAACACAGAAGAGUUAGUUUGAGAAAAUAGGUUUUCGCCAUGGAGAGGAGGAUUUCUACGUUAAUUCUGCUCAGUCUGGCCUUGUCAGGUGUUGGCGCCCUCAAUGUUGUCAUCCCUCAACCUUUGUACGAGUACGCCCGGGGUGACAACAUCACGCUGCCCUGCACCUUUACACUCAAACCAGGCUCCACACCACCCCUAAUCUUCAUCUCAUGGUCUAUUGAGGGUGUAGCAGCUAAUGCUAAAGAGACCCAGAUCAUCUCCUAUUAUCACCCCAGUAAAAUUACUGACGUUAAAAAAGUAUACGAAGGCCGGGCGUCCAUGGAUGUAGACAUUAAUAGUGGAAAGGCUAACCUGAAGCUGAACAGCAUCACACUGGAGGACAACAAGAAUUUUGAGUGUAGACUCAAUGUCCCAGGUGAUGACGAGGGCAAGCCAGCCGCCAACACGCGUUUGGUGGUUCUAGUGGCUCCAUCUACACCCAUCUGUAAGAUCGAGGGAAAAGCAGAGUAUGGUCAGAACAUCAACCUGACCUGCAAGUCUGAGGAGGGUUCUCCGGCGCCCACGUACAAGUGGGACAGUCGGGAUGUACAGAACAUGCCUCGUGUUCGAGACCCCAGAACCACUGACAAGGGAGGCGUCCUGUCUCUGUUUAAUAUCUCCAAAGACACAUCAGGAUACUACACCUGCACCUCAAGCAACAAGAUCCGGUCUGCUACCUGCAACAUCACCCUAACGGUCAUGCCACCAUCCAUGAACAUCGGUUCCACUGCAGGAAUCAUUGCAGGAGUCGUCGCCGCCUUGGUCGCCCUCAUUGUCAUCAUCUACUGCUGUUGCUGCCGAAAGAAGAAAAAAGAUGAGGAAUAUGCCAUGGGAGUUCGCGAGGAGGAGUACCACGACGAGGAGCCAGAUAAAAAUGGCAAGAGGCCCCCAGCUGACAGGCAGGACAGCAAUCGUAGUUAUGAUGGUUCUGGUGAUCGACGUGAUCACUAUGAGGACAGGAGUGAGCGCAACUACGACCGCAGCGACUACGAUGAUCGGCGCAGCGACUACGACGACCGCCGCAGCGACUAUGACGAUCGGCGCAGCGACUACGACCGCCGCGAAAGGUACAGUGACCGCAAUGAGCGCUAUGACGACGACCGCCGCUAUGACGACGAGCGACGCUACGACCGCAGAGACCCUCGCUACGAUGAUGACGACCGCUAUGAUGAGCCCUACGACCGUGACGCUGACAGGCCACCAGUGCCCUCCAACCCAAAGCCAACAAGGAGAGACUAUGAUGACUAAGAUCUCAAACCACCAUCCUCUGUCGUAUCUCUGUCAGACUUCACCCCAAUGACAAGUUAACUCACACUCAAGGUGUUUCCUGUGGGUGUAGUUAUAAUUGGCUAUAAAGCACUGCUAUCAUCUUAAAGUUAAAAGGAAGCAUAAUCUGAUACUUUCUGACUUGUUUAUUAGGCCCCUUUCAGGCAUGUGCUCCUUUCCAUCAACCGGACGGCAUCUAAAUGCACCAGUUUUAUGUCUGAAUUAGCACCCUUAUUGUUUUUCUGUAAAUGUUCAGUCCAAAAUAGAGACGUUUCUGCGUCACUUUCAACACAGCAGAAGUCUGAACAGCAUGCUAUAGCAUCAACACAAUCAGUGUGCUUCCAGUUAGUUGUUUGUAGGAGUCUUUCCUCUGAGUUUAUCAAAUAACUAGAGCAACAAAUAGUAGCAGGAUGCAUAUUAGUGUUGCUAAAGCAAGAAGGAUGUAUGCAUUUAUGCAUCGAACAACAUAAGUAAUUUCAAUAAUUAGAUAUAAUCAUAAAUUAUCCUCUACAUGGACACAUGAUUGGUCAGGAUCUAAUUGCAGUUGAAUCAGUUGUUACGUCGGCAGAUUUAGAUUUAGUCCUUUUGUGCAUUCGUGCAUUAAUAUGCAUUAAUAAUGUCCCUCAGUGUACUGUCCAGUGUUGUGUGUAGGACAAAUAAUGUGGACGUACUAUGACUCUCUCCAUCACUGUCAUGGGUAUGUCUAAUGAAACCAUGAGCAACAUUAUUGGAAAAGCGUUCUGUGUUUGAAUGACAGAAUGCCGUCACUUUAGCAGACCGGUGAGGAUGGCAGUGUUAUGUGUCAUACGUCUGAAAAGGGCUUUACAUUAACAUACUGUAAGUGUGACUGAGAGGAGGAAGACAGAGUUCAUAUCAGUUUGGGAAAGGCAGGGAAACCCAUUACGGUGCCCACAAAUCCCAUCUGAUGUGUUUUUAGCAGGCAGUGGGUGAGUGGGGUCAGCAGGUACAGUCACUGUUUGGGGUAUAAACACUCCCCAGGGCAAAACCUACAUUAUACAUAAAUAAUAGGCACUGGAUAAACAUUUCAGAUUCCCCCCAAAAACCUAAUUUUCUUGAGAUUUCAAAAUAAUAUAUUUGUCUCAUACAUGACUAAUUAUAUUUGCUCAUAACAGCACAGUAUAUAGGGUAUUUGAUGCAAACAGCAGAGACAAAUUACACUGUAAACAUAGACUCUCUACAUUAGGUGUCUAUUGUUUUUUUCCAAGGUCAAUACUGAUACAGAUUGUUAGUUAUCAAGGAGAGCGUUAACUGAUAUUUGUAACCAUAAAUUUACAGUAAAAAUUGCAAUCUCCAUGCCAAACUUUUGAAGAACACAAACUCUACUGCAAAACUUUAUCUAAAUGCCUUUGUUUGUUUAUGCUUUACAACUGUCUAGUUAAAUGAGUACUUUUUACCAUCAGACAGUGCUGUGGGCAGAAUAAUACAGCAGGAAACAGGGUGGUGACUACACUUAGCGGAGUAGUUGCAUCACAGUAGUGUGUUUUUAAAGGAUUAUAUAAGGAAAAAGUAAAAAAAAAUAUGAAAACAAGUAAAAUGCUCAACAUUGAAUCCAGUAAUCUGCCUCUUGAUAUGCUACGCUGUAUGUGUCAUUUUUAUAUUUUCUUCAUCAGUAAAUAGUUCAUUCUCUGCUAACUGAAAAUCUAACAUUCUUUAUUAUCAUGUACUUGAUCUCUUUUUAGUGAUAUACAGCAGACAGGAUUUUUACUUUGUGUAUAAGGGCCAUGUCUGACUUGUGAAAUGUGUGUAAUAUAACGUUACAGCAGCUCAGUCUGGUUUGGUCACAUUUUAAAGCGACUGAAUGUUUGACACUGAGACAAAACAUGCGACUCUUGUGGUGCCAAAUGUGUGGGAGUGAGCUAUGUAACCCAGAAAUUAGGUCCUUGAGUGUUUAAAUCCAUGUCUGGCCUGUUUCUGUCUGUUUUUGUGAUUGUCCAGAUUUAACAUACUUUCUGCUGUUGGGUUUAGCUAGUAGUAGGUUUAGUAUUUUCAGUUUUUUUUUGCAAAGCUAUACCUCCACCUCCAAUGUAAAAGUCUUUAGCUUUGGGUUAUUCUUUACAUUUACUGAGAUUGUUUUCGUAUACAGAGUUGGAUACUGCGUGUUCUUGUGCAGAAACAAAAGCAUUGUUCCACUCGCUAUUGAGCGGUUUCAACUUUUUUUUGUCACCACAAUAUUAUAAAAUGCUUUUAUGGUCAUUGCACAAGUACAAUGUAAUUGGAUAGCAAAAAAAAGUAGAACUAGAACUUCCAUUAAUUGUUGGGCUUGAUAAUGUUACCACUGAUGUCUUUUUUUUUAAACUUUUAACAUGCAUGUAAUCUCCUUUUGCAAUGUCACUUCAAAAAUGUUUAUGUUGAAUUAUUACACAGAAGUGUGCUGUACAUAUAUGCUAUUUUAUCAAGCAGUGGCAAUGUCAGGAAAUUUUUAUAUUGGGAUUUAUCGAAAUGUUCUGUAUUAUGGAACAUAUUGAAUUGAUUUGACUUGUAUGAAAAAUGCUGUAAAAGCAAAGGUAAUGAAAUAAAACGAGCAUUACAACA
Messenger RNA from Amphiprion ocellaris (clown anemonefish), 3962 nucleotides. RefSeq names its product glycoprotein A33 (transmembrane), paralog a (gene gpa33a). The transcript is spliced from 7 exons. Gene Ontology annotation, cellular component: plasma membrane. The record is from RefSeq and is a predicted model, not a curated record. The coding region runs from base 141 to 1391 and encodes 416 amino acids. NCBI's taxonomy places the organism in Eukaryota, Metazoa, Chordata, Actinopteri, Pomacentridae.